CUGUCUACCUUUGUCAUACUCGAGGGAAGCUCCAAUUUUGAGAUGUUUUCCUUAGUUUCUACCACACAACAGACCUGGGUCAUUUUCUUCUUCGGGUUUGUGUACUCGAAAAUAAUUUACGUUUAAUGAUUUGCAACUUGAGGUCUCUCCAACAAUCUCCGAGGUGCUUUUCUAUCAUUUUCGAACGCAAGGAGUGCUACGGAGGGAGGGGUCGGCUAAAUGUAUGGGUGGGCAGUUGACGAUUCCUCAGUCGUCACAAGACUGACCAACAACAAAAUACAUGCGGUAGACACCUGAGAUAAUGGAUGAGCAUAUAGCACAAGCCCCACGCCAAGCGGGCUUUCCCGGCUGGACCCAGACUCCGAUCCCAGGAGUCUCGCUCUCCGCCGGCGGCCUACUUGCACUAGCAGACCUGACGACGGUCGCGCAGCGGACGGCCAUCAAGGGCGGGUCGUCGUGGCUGGACAGCCUGCUGCUCGUGCCGGGCCUGCACUACCAGCAGGCGGCCGACGAGAUUGCGCGGAGCGGCGGGGGCGGAUGGAGCUGGGGGUGGGAUUAUGGCGGUGGAGGUGUUGCCACUGCCGCUAACACUGGUGUGGUCUCUUCCGCAGGCGAGGGCUUCGUCGGCAUGGUCAACAACUCGCCCAUGAUGAUGUAUCUCAACAAGGUGGUGCAUCAGGCGCGGGAGAGGGGAGGCGGAGAGGGUGUUGUCUUUCUGGAUGUUGGGGCUUUGGGCAAGAGGAAGAGUAAGAAGGCCGCAGGGAGGGGGAAGGGGAAGCGUGGGGCCGAUGAGGGUGAUGGCGACGAGGGGCAUGGUUUGGAUUUGGGAUGGCUCUCGCACUGGCUGUACCUGAUGAGUCCCAUCCUUACUAUCGCGGCCUUGGUCAUGUUGAUCCUGGUUGAGGAUUGGUGGGCUCUCGGCUGCAUCCUCACACUCAUGAUAUCCCGCAUCCUCAACAUCUGGGUGAUCAAACAACGGGCUCGCAAAAAAGUCCACUUCAACCCACCCGAACCAGAAGCACAGCCGCCCUGGCGACAGCCGUCAAUGACGACAGCAGAGUCCAGCAUGUCCAUCACGUCGCGAGUCCGGCGCCAGCGCCGAAGGCACGAACGACAGCAUCGCGCCGCAGCCACCAACCCCCCAACACCACCACUACCGCAACCACCGGCGUCCUUACCACCACCACCUAGCAACAUGACGCAGAUAACCAUAACCCUCCCCAGCAGCGGGGGGCGCGUGCGCCUGCGCGGCAGCCCCGCGGACCUGCACGCCGUGACGACCGAGACGUGGAUGCGGGCCAAGACGAGGCACGAGGGCUAUCUCGAGGCGGCCGCCAAGCUGCUCGUGUACCUGGUCGCGGCCGUGAGCGGAAACUGGACGCAGGCCGGCGCCAUCGUCGUCAUGGUGCUGCUGCUGGCCAGCGCGGGGCUCCUGGCGCUCAGCAACGGGUGCGCGAGGGGCGUCGAGGUGAAUGGGAGGAUCGUCGCUGCUGGGUCGGGCGGUGGCAAGGAUGGAGAGGUGUCUGGGGGUGGCGAGGGGGUUGUGGGAGAUGGUCACGGUGGUGAGGGGAUUGGUAGAGCCUUUUAUAACAAUAAUGGCGGGAGCUGGGGCGGUAGGUCUGAGAGGGAGCGUCCUGUUGAUAGUGGUGCGAUGGAUGACUGGGCCGAAAGGGGGAUGGCGGCUGAGGCUCGCAAGAGGGAGGAAGGGGGUGAUACUUAUCCCUCCCGAUAUCCUCCAACAAGAGACUGAGAAAAGAAAUCCAUCUUUGGUAAUUUUCGUGGGGAUGACAAAGUUCGAUGUCAAUAGACACAGCAAACAAUAUGUAGGAUAUCAUAUAUACCAAAGAUAUCAACAGUUAAUGGUUGCACCCAUCAAAC
Messenger RNA from Pyricularia oryzae 70-15, 1878 nucleotides. RefSeq lists its product as uncharacterized. Lineage: Eukaryota; Fungi; Ascomycota; Sordariomycetes; Magnaporthales; Pyriculariaceae. The transcript is spliced from 3 exons. Bases 302 to 1750 code for a protein of 482 amino acids. The record is from RefSeq and is a predicted model, not a curated record.